Ixodes scapularis (black-legged tick) is the source of this 1163-nucleotide messenger RNA. Its product is annotated as adhesion G protein-coupled receptor E3. Gene Ontology annotation, molecular function: G protein-coupled receptor activity. Gene Ontology annotation, cellular component: membrane. Bases 1 to 1005 code for a protein of 334 amino acids. NCBI's taxonomy places the organism in Eukaryota, Metazoa, Arthropoda, Arachnida, Ixodida, Ixodidae. The record is from RefSeq and is a predicted model, not a curated record. The transcript has a single exon. Gene Ontology annotation, biological process: G protein-coupled receptor signaling pathway; cell surface receptor signaling pathway.
AUGGCGGACAUCUUUGCUGUCGGUCUGCACUCCUUCGGAGACGACGUACCGCGCCAAGAGAACGGGACCUGGGUAACCGGCGGCACGGGACCCCAGUCGACGGGACUGCUCUCUUUGCUGUCGGUGAUAGGCACAAGUCUCUCCAUUGUAGGCGUGGUGCUCACCUUUAUUACGUACAGCCUGUUCUCGGACCUGCGCACCCUCAGUGGAACGUCAUUGCUCAAUCUUCUGGCAGCAUUCUUUCUGUCGCACCUCCUCAGCGUCAUCGGUGUCGAGCGACCCAGCGACAAGAGGCUCUGCAUAACGCUGGGGUUCCUCCUUCACUUUUUCUGGCUGGCUGUGCACUGCUGGUUGGCCGUCAUGGCUCGGGACAUGUACUCCACCUUCCGAGAAAACAUCAAUCUGCAGCCGUCAGCCGCAAGCGAAGAUCGCAAGUCAUUCGUCACAGCCGCUGCCUUUGCCUGGGGUUUCCCCCUCCUCCUGACGUGGCUGGCGGCAGUCAUCCACGUGGGCACCGUGCUGGACAGCGACACCGAUGAACGAGUCACCUGCUGGAUCCUCGGCCGAGGCUCGUAUCUGUGGACCUUCUGCUUGCCGGCCUUCCUGUUGGCAAUAUCAGACGUCCGGUACUUCGUCAAAGCAGCCAUUCUCACGCGCUACACGGCAAGCUUGCAGAUGAGUCGAAAGACAAGGGAUCGAAUGAGGCGAAGACGCUACUUGCAGCUGUUCUUGUACGCCAAGCUUCUGCUUGUGCUCACAGUGACAUGGGUAUGUGGUCUGGCCGCCCAGCUGGCUAGGCUCCGAGCAGUCUGGUUCGCCUUCUGCCUCGUCGCCUCCAUACAAGGCUUCUUCGUAGCCCUGGCCUAUUCCUGCAACUCCAGGGUGUUCCGCCUCUACAGCAGAUCCCUGAGCUCACGCAGCCGCAAGGGCUAUGGAGCCUCCGAUCUGGCUGGCUCGACGGACCUUGCGUCUCUUACGUGGGAGCAAACUCCAGAUGCAGUCUAGCUCAUAGCUUGCUCGUAGUUUGUGUAUGAUCGGCAAUGAGGACCCGAUAACCCUGGGGACCUUGGAGUUUGCAUGGUGCAACUGUGAAUUGUGUCGUUCUGUAACAUCAUCCUAAUGCAUUGCGUGGACAUGAAUUAUAUUCAGAUCAUCUUCCGCAU